This is a messenger RNA of Hyposmocoma kahamanoa, 1171 nucleotides long. RefSeq lists its product as uncharacterized. The record is from RefSeq and is a predicted model, not a curated record. Bases 34 to 786 code for a protein of 250 amino acids. Lineage: Eukaryota; Metazoa; Arthropoda; Insecta; Lepidoptera; Cosmopterigidae. The transcript has 3 exons.
AGAAUAAAAACCUCGCAGGCAUAUUAAUGUACAAUGUCAGUACUGUUGUUGGUAUGUCUAUGUAUUAAGAACAUUGACGGAGCUCCUAAAUUCGGAAAUGCACUCUAUGACCCAUUAAUGUAUGAAGCGAUGAAGCAUGGAUUGGAGUACAAUAAUCCACCUCACGUGCAGGCUAGAACACAAGAUAAUGAAUUUGAUGGUCCUGAUGACGAUGACUAUUUAGAAAAUUCAGAUGAUGAAAAGGCUACUUCAACGGUUCUUACACCACUAAAUGAAUCUCAAAAUGACUCAAGAAUCGAAACUAUAAACGCUCACACCGAAGAGACAACCAACGAGUCAACUACUAUCAUCGAAGUUACGACCGGCAAAACAAACCAAAGUAGUCCAUUAAACAAUCUCCUACAAAGCUUAGCCAAAAACGCAACUAAGCUCGUAGAUCAAACCACCGCCACUCUUUCGGAAGCUCCUAAAAACGUAAAAACCAUCGCUAUAGCCAGAAGUAGCUGUGCCUCUUGUGUUGGUAACGUACAAAACUAUCAUCCGCUGGCAUUACGACAAGGAGAUGCUGGCGGUGAUAGCGUAAAAAAAUCUGGGUAUGACUAUGACGAGAAUAUGUGUAAAAUUAUAAACGGCAGAAUAUUGUGCGGCUACAACAAAAACGUCGGUGAGAUCCAGGAUGAUACAGUUAUAUUAAAUAUUGACAGUAACUGUCAAAUGCGUGAUGACAGAAUAGAAUGUGGAAGCUCAAGUUCAACGUCGCGUGGAAGAAGACGUUCAAUUGAGUGAUACAAAUGGACCAGCUUUUGACAAAAACAUUGACAGAAAUUAUCUACAAAAUCCAAAUAGUAUUAAAGAAAAAAAUGAACCCCACGUCGAAGUAACUUCAGAUGCUUCCAAUUACAAAAGAGUUACUAGAUGUGUGGAGAUUGGAGAUCGCAUAGUGUGUUAUAAUAUACAAUUAAAUGACAUAACGCCUCAUAUGUAGUGCUAUUUUUACUAUGUGUUUUUAAGUUAUUUAUUAAUGACAAUAAGUGGAAGGAUGAAACAGUGUACUUCUCUUAGGUGUAUUUUUAAAUUAUUAUAUGUUGUUAUAAACGCUGUUUCAGUAAAUUAUUUCUUUGACGUAGGUGCAAUUUUUUGUGCCUAAUAUUUAAUAAACGCGCUAUGCGAU